Cladophialophora yegresii CBS 114405 is the source of this 2688-nucleotide messenger RNA. RefSeq lists its product as uncharacterized. The coding region runs from base 1 to 2688 and encodes 895 amino acids. The record is from RefSeq and is a predicted model, not a curated record. Gene Ontology annotation, biological process: phosphorelay signal transduction system; protein autophosphorylation. The transcript has a single exon. NCBI's taxonomy places the organism in Eukaryota, Fungi, Ascomycota, Eurotiomycetes, Chaetothyriales, Herpotrichiellaceae. Gene Ontology annotation, molecular function: phosphorelay sensor kinase activity; histidine phosphotransfer kinase activity.
AUGGCUCGACAACCUCCUGGAAUUGAUCCACUCAUACCUCUCAUCGAACGACAGUCGCUGUGUCUCCCCAGCCUUUGCCCCGGUGUGCCUACGCAAUGUGGAGAAGAUGGCUUUCUUCAGAAUCUGGCGAGACACUUUCCCUCGGCGGAAAACAAUGCUGUGGAGAAGGUGGUGCAAUUGAAAAGGGAACUGAAGACGGUGGACUCGGAUACCUUCUGGAAAAAGCUCAUGGAGGGUAUGACCGAGAUAUGCCAUGCCCAGUACGGAUUUGUCGCGAAGCGAGUACUGGCCGAUGACCACCAUUCAGCAGUAGAGAUGCCCCCCUUUGGCGAGUCAGGCUCGUGCCUGCUGGGUGUUGCCUUCUACUACAACGACGGGGAUGAGCAGAAAGCCAUGCACCGAGACUACAACUAUCUUGCUUGGGGGUCUCCUUGUUCCUAUAUGAAGCAUGACAAGGUCUUCCUCAUUCCCGAACACAUGAGCUCUUUCAUCACGCACAAUCCAAACGCCCUACCGUCCCCAGCAGAAGGCUAUAUCGGCAUUCCGCUCUUCGCAGAUGGCAAGUGCUUCGCCCAUUUCGGUAUGAUGUGGACGCAGGAAGGCCUGGAUAGGCGCGAGACGACGUGGAGUUUCACGGAACUUCUAUUACAUUCCUUGGAAGAUGUCAUCGUCGAGCGUCUCUUGACCGGGCAGGGACUUGCCAAGUCUCGAACCCGCACCGCUGUUAAAACUCGACCGCCUCAUGUUAUUCCCUGUGACGCGAUUACGCCAGGGACCCAGUCGCUGAAGCCAUACGCCAAAAACUUGUCACAUGAACUAAGGACGCCAAUGCAGGGCGUCGUAGGAAUGUUAGAUGUCAUGCAUGCUACGGUGCAGGAACAGAUCGAGAGCGUUCCGGAUACUUCUGUCUGUCGACUGUUCCAGAGCCUGAGAGACAAUAUCGAAACCAUUCAGGACAGUGCCAAACGAGCGGUUGAGGCCGCCGACAACGUUGUCCAUGCGUACGACAUGAAUAUGCAAGUCCCAGAUACUCCUUCGAACGACAACGAGUCGCCAGCUGCUGCAUCCACCGGCUACUUCGAUUACAAACCAUCGCGCCUGAUCGAGGGCAGCGACAUCCAUCUCAAUACGUACAAGCGAAGACGAAGCAGUCCCACUUCAUGGCACUUCGGCAAUGCCACCAAGAUCCGGCAACUUGCACCAUCCAAGGGCAUUGAUGUGUCACCGAAGAGCAAUACGUUCAGAUGUCCUCCUCCCCAAUUACCCACACCGCAAACACUCGGUUCAGACACUCGCAUUCCGACCGUUUUCACACCAACGUCAGAGUUCAUUACCCCCGGAGAUCUAGACACACCUUCCACCAAGUUGUUAUCGUUGGAUAGCGAUACCUUACCAACGCCGGGGUUGAAACAUUGUAGAAUUCGAGAGCUAAUACCGACAGUUAUUUACGAGUCUCUGCGUGUGGGUGGCAGGCCGGAUUCUGCUAUCGGCGAACCCAUCGACUGUGGAGAACGGAUAGUGGUCAGGUCGCGAGCGUCGAAUGGCCAUACCUCGCAGAAGACGAUCGAAUGGUCCGUAGCGCCAGAUGUCCCGGAAACCCUCUACGCCGAUGAACGGGACUUGACCAAGUUGGUGUCAGCCAUCUGCCUCAACGCCAUUAAGUUUACAGAGGAGGGCUAUAUUAUCCUGCGUGCUCGACUCUCAAAAAGCCAGAGGUUUCUGGUCAUUAACUGCAAAGACACGGGCGAUGGCAUUCCAGUGGAUUUUCAACCGGAGUUGUUUAAACCAUUCUCGCGAGAGGACGAUUCUCUGACGCGGACCAAGGAAGGUCUUGGUUUAGGACUCUUGGUCGCCAAGGGUCUAGCACGACGACUUGGUGGUGAUAUUAUUCUCGUGGCAUCCGAUGUCUCGGGUCCGAACAAAGGCUCCGAAUUUGAGAUCAAAGUACCUUUUGAACCAAGCGAAAGUAACAACAGCCGGUCUGGUACCCCUUGCAGCCGGACCCCAGAAGCCUUGAAGGGCGUUUCUCAGCAAACGACCUCGCUGACAGUACCGGAGUCGUCACCCAGUGCGCCGGGGAGUCCCCGCCCACCACAGAUAUAUAUGCCCUCCGUUCAGGAGCACCCUACUUCGGGACCCCGCACUCCGGCACCGACCAGUCCUUUCAAGAGAGACCAGAUCGAUCGCUUUCUUGCACAGAAACAUCCCCUUACAUUCCUGGUUGCCGAAGACAACAAAAUCAACAGAAAGCUACUCGUCAAUAUGCUUGGGAAACUAGGAUACAAGGAUAUUCUUGAAGCAUUCGAUGGCAGGGAGGCCGUGAGGAUCAUGCGCGAACUGCAUAAGAUGGAGCGGGAUUGCGCCAAGUCGAAAGCGCAACGGCCUGCUAGGAAAGUGGACGUCAUACUGAUGGACCUUUGGAUGCCCGAGAUGGACGGGUAUCAGGCGACGGAGAACAUCAUGAAGAUGUUCCAGCAUCUUCCAGAUGCAGAUGCCUCCGACUCUAGCCACGUGGCUCCUCCCAUUGUGCUGGCUGUCAGCGCCGAUGUCACAGAUGAGGCCAUCGAUCGGGCGACCAAAACAGGCAUGGAAGGAUUCAUGACGAAGCCUUAUAAACUGGCCGAUUUGCAGAAACUGAUUGUUGAGUUUUGCGUCCGCAGCGAAGGCGUUGCUGCGACUGCGGCUUGA